Molecule: messenger RNA, 1069 nt
Organism: Vitis riparia (riverbank grape)
Lineage: Eukaryota; Viridiplantae; Streptophyta; Magnoliopsida; Vitales; Vitaceae
Product: chitinase 10
Exons: 2
Coding region: 83-886 (267 amino acids)
Biological process (GO): cell wall macromolecule catabolic process; carbohydrate metabolic process; chitin catabolic process
Molecular function (GO): chitinase activity
Source: RefSeq, a predicted model, not a curated record
GCAUCUCUCAGAGGUUCUCUUCUUAUAUUUAAAUGGAGUUCCUUGGCUUCCAUUACCAAGCAAAUUGAGUAACAGUUCUGCAAUGGCUCCCUCUUCUCUUGUCUUUCUCUCCUUCAUGCUCUGCUCUGGUCUCCUUUCUGAAGCUCGGGGACUCCCCAUCUCUUCUCUUGUUACUAAGGAACUCUUUGAUGGCAUCUUCAUACACAAGGACGACAAUGCAUGCCCUGCUAAGGACUUCUACACUUAUGACUCAUUCAUUCAAGCAACAAGAUGCUUCCCUACAUUUGGUAAUACAGGAGGUUUAGCUACCCGUAAGCGUGAAAUUGCAGCUUUUCUUGCUCAAAUUUCCCAUGAAACUACAGGAGGAUGGGCUACUGCACCUGAUGGACCCUAUGCUUGGGGUCUGUGCUUUAAAGAGGAAGUUAGUCCACAGAGUGACUACUGCGACUCUACCAACACUGAAUGGCCUUGCUACCCAGGCAAAUCUUACAAAGGAAGAGGCCCUAUUCAAUUAUCUUGGAAUUACAACUAUGGGCCAGCUGGGAAGGCCUUGGGGUUUGAUGGCCUGAGAAACCCAGAGAUAGUGUCUAACAACUCCAUGACAGCAUUCAGAACAGCUCUUUGGUUUUGGAUGACUGAACAGAAGCCAAAGCCCUCUUGUCACAAUGUGAUGGUUGGGCGAUAUGUGCCCACAGCAGAAGAUGUUGCAGCCAAUAGGACAGCAGGUUUUGGGUUGACAACUAACAUUAUAAAUGGCGGACUUGAGUGUGGAAUCCCUAACGAUGGACGGGUGAAUGACCGGAUCGGCUAUUUCCAGAGAUAUGGAGCACUGUUUAAAGUUGGCACUGGGCCUAACUUGGAUUGUGCAUAUCAAAAAUCCUUCUGAUCAUAGCCUCUCCUUUUGUUUAACCAUGGCUAAUACCCCCAGAACUUCAACUCCAUUGUAUUGAGGCCUAGCCUUGACUUUGCCCCGGAGAUUUAAUUUGGGAGUGAAAAUAUUGGAUGAUAAUAAGAACAUUGAAGAGAAUUGAAUGUAAGAACUACUUGUAAUGAAAGCUCCUUUUUCACA